AUGAAAAAUCCUGCCUCACUGUCGGGGCUCCCGCCCCUUUUAUUGGUGGUAAUAGCGUGGGCGUGCGUGGUGGGGGCGGUGGGCGUGGAGGGCGUGGCGGGGGGUGCAUCGCAGGACUCCUGGGGGUCGUGCAAGACACCGGUGUGUGGAGAGGUGCAGAGGCAGGCCGAGGCACUCAUCAACCUCAGACUCUUCAGACGCUAUAUUGCCCAGACCGUGCUCCUCAUCAACACUCAGCUAGGCUUGCUGGACGAGGAGGUGGUCAAGACAGCUGAGGGUCUGACACAGUUUAUUGGUCCACAGUGUCCGGCCUCCCAUGAUCUUCUGCUUCAGGUCACCCAGACAGAGAACUUUAAUUUCAUCACGAAGGAUGACGUGAGAGACGUACUUACUGACAACCCGGUUGAGGCGGAGAGCACCACUACACAGCAGAUCCAUGACUCUCAUCACAUCAACAAAGUUGACCAGACAGAAGGUCAACCUUACAACUCUGACGAGGAUUCCAGUCCCACUACACAACAGAGUGAGGACUAUGAUACAGAGGAUGAGUCCCAGCACCUGCCAGCCACCAAACACACCACCGCCUCUGGCGUCUCCCGUAACGACUUACUCGAGCUCCAUGGUGGAUCCGGAAAAGCUCUGAUAGAGCAUAGCAGCCCAAAAGACGUAGGUAGCGGUAGUGGAAUUGAUAGCAGCAGCAGCACUGGCAAAAUAACCACAAGCACCAGUAAAAUAACCACCAGCAGCAGCAGCAGCAGUACGCAGCAAAGUGUCUAUGUGGCCCCAAGCAGACCAAAAGAGGAUGGCAGGGGUGGCCACGGAGUCACUGUUCCUGGUGGAAGCGGAGGCACUUUCGUCACCAGAGGAAGUAGCGGGGUUGGUCGGGGGACCUUUGUCCAUGGUGGAAGCAGCGGUGCUGGCCAUGGCACCUUUGUUGAUGGUGAGAGCACUGAGGAUAGCCACGGCACUUUCCUUCCUGGUAGAAGCAGUGUAGAUCAUGGUGGGGGCAGCAGAGGCAGCCAAGGCAGAGGAAUUCAUGGUGGGGGCAGUGGGGGUUACGGUGAGGGUGACCAGGGAAACAGAGGUCAGGGAGGGGGCGGCAGGAGCAUCUACAGCAGCGGAGGUCACGGUGGCGGCAGCCAGGGCAGCAGAGGUCGCGGUAGGGGCGGUCAAGGCAGUGGUCAUGAUGGACAUUACUCUGAAUGGUAUCAUUACUGCCGUGGCGUGAGGCGUGGUUCUCCACACUGGGUGCCUGGGCUGGACGAGUGGUGUGUCAUCAACUGCGCUAAUGGUCACUGCCCUUCCACACACUGUGUCUGCUAACUCUUUCACACACCAUCGGUGUUUUGUAUGCUGGACUGAAUAUACCAUCUACUCUGACACGUAUACAAGCCCUACAAGCUGAAAUUUCACACCACUACAAGAGCUACAUAAAAAGGGAAGAAUCCUGUGGGUGCAAACUCCCAGCUUACUAGGCAUGAGGUACUUGCACCACCACUGUGCCAAGGGUAUUAGAGUGUUUGUAAUUCAGAACUUAGUCCCCUUACUGUGAAAGCCCCGUUGAUCUUAUAUAUCACAUUUUACACAACUCACAGUGCUAAGCCAGAUGCAAUAUGCUCGUAUAUGUUAACAGGUAUAUAGGGACACACAUCCUGCUCCCUAGAUGCUACGAAGAUAUAAGUAAAGAUGAUCUAAAACUGUCUUGUGGAUUCAGCAUGAGUAGUGGAAUACAACUCUCUUUCAUGUCCCUCAGGUAGGGGUAACAUGCCUCUCCCUGCAUUCAGUGCGAUAACAGUUUAAACCCUCAAACUUCCUCCCUUGUAAUACUGGUUCUAGUUAGUGGCUUUAAGGAGAUACAGGUCAGAAUGUAUUCAUUCUUUCCUGUAAAAAUAUAUCACUUAGUAUAUCAUUGUUUAUAUUCACUCAGUAACCAUCCAGUUACUAGCCAGACGCAAGUGUGCUCACUAUAACUCAAUGAUAUGCUUAUUAAUCACAAUAUUUUAGUGCCAUUUCCAGGUAUAUUAUAUCUAUACUACCGCAGACUGUAAUUAGUAAGUAAUUAAUGUGGAUCAUUAAUGUCUCAGUUUAUAAUGUUACAGCAGCCAUCAAAUUUACAGAAGCCCUAAGUUAUAUCUGCAUUUACAAACACGGCACUUUAAAAACCAUUUACAAAUACGGCACUUUAAAAACCAUUUACAAACACGGCACUUUAAAAACCAUUUACAAACACGGCACUUUAAAACCAUUUACAAACACGGCACUUUAAAAACCAUUUACAAACACGGCACUUUAAAAACCAUUUACAAACACGGCACUUUAAAAACCAUUUACAAACACGGCACUUUAAAAACCAUUUACAAACACGGCACUUUAAAAACCAUUUACAAACACGGCACUUUAAAAACCAUUUACAAACACGGCACUUUAAAAACCAUUUACAAACACGGCACUUUAAAAACCAUUUACAAACACGGCACUUUAAAAACCAUUUACAAACACGGCACUUUAAAAACCAUUUACAAACACGGCACUUUAAAAACCAUUUACAAACACGGCACUUUAAAAACCAUUUCAAGUUUUAUAACCACUGAACCAGAAUACAAACUUGGCAAGAAAUAAACACGAUUUAUUAUAAUGUCCUCUAUACAAACUCUUCCAUAAGUAUGAGAACCAGAAACAUGAUGAGUUAGUGAGCUUGGGGACCCCCUAUUAUAAUUAUUAUUAUUAUUAUUAUUAUUAUGAUAGCUAAAGUAAAUUGCUAAACUCUUGUGGGCUAUUAAGCACUGUCAUCAGUUCACAACUAAUCUUAUAAGAGUAAAUUUAUAAGAUUGUUAACUCCUGUCCUGGGUCUUCAACUAUCAACAAACAACCACUCAAGAGUCACCUUCUCCGAAGGACAACAGCCAACUAAAUUUAUGCAAAUUUUUGAUAUGGCAAUUUUUAAUUUUACCAGGAAAAAAAAAAGUUGCCUGGCAACCUAAGACUUCAAUUUUAUGUAACGAAAAUUGCUGAA
This is a messenger RNA of Cherax quadricarinatus, 3013 nucleotides long. The record is from RefSeq and is a predicted model, not a curated record. Lineage: Eukaryota; Metazoa; Arthropoda; Malacostraca; Decapoda; Parastacidae.